CAAUUUCCUCUCUCUUUUUUUUUUUUUUUGUUUGGGGAUAAACCCCAAAAACCUGAAGAACGAGAAAGGCUCAGAGAAGGGAGUGGGAGAGUGAGAGAGAGAGAGAGAGAGAGAGAUCGCUUGGAGUUUUGAUGGAGUUUUUCUGAAGAGUCUCUCUUUUUUCUUUGGCGUUUCAAGAAAGAUCGUGUCAGGGGCUCAAAGGAGUAUUUUAGUUUGGAAUUUUUUGUUUGUUUGAUUGGAAUCGGUAAAGGGAAUCCGUGGAUUUUUCUUAAUAGAAAUGGCUGGAUCAGACGAAAACAAUCCGGGCGGGAUCAGACUCACAAAUUUUCAAGAAGGUGGAUUUCAUGCUGGUGGUGGAAAAAUGGGUUUGCGGGUUGGACACAACCGGAGAGCAUUGAGCAACAUUAACAAGAAUAUAGAAGGAGCUCUUCCUUACCCUUAUGCGGUCAGCAAAAAUGUUUUUUCUGAAAAGCAUCCAGAUUGCAGUAAGAAACCACCGAUUCCGGGACAUCGACCAAUUACUAGGAAGUUUGCUGCCCAGAUGUCGAAUGCGCAGCAACCUAUAUCAGAGGAAACUGAGAAACCAGUCCAGUUGGUCCCAAAUCCUAGUGAGUCUGAAGACUACUGUACCAUCAUAGAUGUGGAAGACUACAAGGCGACUAGUGAUCUGCCAAUGUUUGUGCAACACACAGAAGCAAUGCUGGAGGAGAUUUAUCGAAUGCAGGAGGUAGAAAUGGAAGAUAUAGCCGAAGAGCCAGUUCUUGACAUAGACAGCUGCGAUAAAAAGAACCAGCUUGCAGUUGUUGAGUAUAUUAAUGAUUUAUAUACAUACUACAAGGAAGCAGAGAGUUCUAGUUGUGUCCCAGCAAACUACAUGGCACAGCAAUCUGAUAUUAACGAGAGGAUGAGAGCUAUACUCAUUGAUUGGCUGAUUGAGGUGCACUACAAGUUUGAACUGAUGGAUGAGACCUUAUUUCUUACUGUAAACCUGAUUGAUAGAUUCUUAGCUGCUCAACCAGUGGUGAGGAAGAAACUCCAGCUUGUCGGAGUAACAGCGAUGCUUCUAGCCUGCAAAUACGAAGAAGUUGCUGUUCCUGUUGUGGAGGAUUUCAUUGUGAUUUCUGACAGGGCUUACAGCAGAAAAGAAGUGCUUGAGAUGGAGAAGCUUAUGGUCAAUUCCCUACAGUUCAACCUCUCGGUUCCCACGCCAUAUGUGUUUAUGAGGAGGUUUCUCAAAGCUGCUGAAGCUGACAAGAAGCUCGAGCUGCUCUCGUUCUUCCUGAUCGAAAUGUGCCUGGUUGAAUAUGAGAUGGUGAAGUUUUCACCUUCUCUGUUGGCUGCUGCCGCAAUAUUUACAGCUAAAUGUACCCUCGGUGGCUUUAAGCAGUGGAGCAAAACCUGCGAGUGGUACACCAGCUACUCGGAGGAGCAACUAUUGGAAUGCGCAAGGAUGAUGGUUGAUUUCCACCAGAAAUCUGGCACAGGGAAGCUCACUGGUGUUCACCGGAAGUAUAAUACUUCUAAGUAUGGUUAUGCUGCAAAAACUGAUCCUGCUAACUUUCUCUUGGGGACCAGAUGAUGAGCCAGGGCAAAGACACAGAUGAUGAUGCAUCAAACACAAGACUAACUAAACUAGGCACUUGGGGGUUGGUUGGGGUUCAAUUGAGCAACAAAAGUUGCCCCUGGGUUCUAAUAUCGUAUUCCAAAAAUCAGUCUUUUAUAAACAUAAGAGGGAUUUCCUCUUCUUCUUUUUUUUCUCUUUUUCCUUUUGUAGAGGAAAAUAAUUUCAGUUCUUUUUAAAACUUGUUUUGGAUAUUGUCCUCUAAUGAAUGAUAAAGUCAAUGUUCAUUAGUUUGUUUUGUUAAUCCAUGUUCCACAGAUAGAUGGCUCAAAGCAUUUAUACUCUCUACUUGAACUCGGCCAUUUAUGCUCAAAGCAUUUUAUAAUCUAUUGAGGUGAUUUCAC
Messenger RNA from Corylus avellana, 1965 nucleotides. Its product is annotated as G2/mitotic-specific cyclin-2. The record is from RefSeq and is a predicted model, not a curated record. Gene Ontology annotation, molecular function: cyclin-dependent protein serine/threonine kinase regulator activity. Gene Ontology annotation, biological process: mitotic cell cycle phase transition. NCBI's taxonomy places the organism in Eukaryota, Viridiplantae, Streptophyta, Magnoliopsida, Fagales, Betulaceae.